CCACUCCUUGUUGCCUCAGCAGCAGCAACAGCAGCAGCAGCAGCAGCAGCAGGGAGAAGCCUCAGUUUCUAGCCAAAGACUCCCUUACAGCAGCCGAACUUUUGGAGAGGCUCUGCCUCUUGCCAAAGAAUCCAGAGGCGGCAGCGGCAGAAGUAGCAGCAGCUGCACAGGGGACAUGAAUUGGACUCUCUCUCCCUUCGCUUGGCGUGAGGCUGCCAAAACUCUUGCAGACAAGUAGACUGGGGAAGGGAAGAAGAACCAGCAACUUGCUAGCAAAAAAGGAAAAAGGACUGCCUCAUUCCCCUUGCCUCUUUCUCUCUCUACCUCCCUUGAGUCUGUGAAAAGUGCUUUGUGCAAGAUAAAAAAACCCAAGAAAAGGGGAGGAAAAGGAUUUUUUGACUCUGCUGCUUUGCAAAAGGAAAGAUCAAAUGCAACCAGACGGGAUCCUUUGUGAUGCUUAGUGUGGAGGAACUGAGCGCAUUGCUUAGGUACCCUGGAGGAGGAGGAGGAGGAAGAAAAAUGAAUUCCCAUCACAAUGUCCCCCUGAGGGCAUCACUAGCUGUUGCUCUCCUUUUUUCUCUUUGCUGCGCACAAGAUGCUGUGGUAGAACUGGAGCCUCAGACCACGGAUGAAGAGAUCCCGGAGGGAGCGUCUACCUUGGCUUUUGUGUUUGACGUGACUGGCUCGAUGUAUGAUGACUUAGUUCAGGUGAUUGAGGGAGCGUCCAAAAUUCUGGAGACCUCUUUGAAGAGACCCAAGAGACCGCUUUACAACUUUGCACUGGUCCCUUUUCACGAUCCAGAAAUUGGUCCUGUAACAAUUACCACGGAUCCCAAGAAAUUUCAAUAUGAACUCAGGGAGCUAUACGUUCAGGGGGGCGGCGACUGUCCAGAGAUGAGCAUUGGCGCAAUCAAGAUUGCUCUAGAAAUUUCUCUCCCGGGUUCAUUCAUCUAUGUUUUCACUGAUGCGCGAUCCAAAGACUACAAGCUGACCCAUGAGGUCUUGCAACUGAUUCAGCAAAAGCAGUCACAGGUUGUGUUUGUUCUAACCGGAGACUGUGAUGAUAGAGGACAUAUUGGUUACAAGGUCUAUGAAGAAAUUGCAUCAACAAGUUCUGGCCAGGUUUUUCACUUGGACAAAAAGCAAGUUAAUGAGGUGUUGAAAUGGGUCGAAGAAGCCGUGCAAGCUUCCAAAGUCCAUCUCUUAUCGACAGACCACCUGACUUCAGCUGUAAAUGCUUGGCAAAUCCCCUUUGAUCCUAGUCUGAAAGAGGUUACAGUGUCCCUGAGUGGUCCUUCUCCAGUUAUUGAAGUCCACGAUCCUUUAGGUAAGCCCGUAAAGAAAGGAUCUGGCUUGAAUGAGUUGCUGAAUAUUGAAAAUUCUGCAACGGUAGUGAACAUAAAAGAACCAGCGCCCGGAACAUGGACAAUUAAGACAUCAAGUAGCGGGCGGCAUUCCGUUCGUAUCACCGGUCUCAGUACUAUUGACUUCCGGGCUGGGUUUUCUAGAAGUCCAACGUUAGAUUUCAAAAUGACUUCCAGCAGACCAGUGCAAGGGAUACCUACCUACAUUCUGCUAAAUACUACGGGGAUCCAUAUUCCUGCUAGAGUGGACCGACUAGAAUUGCUAAGCAUCACUGGGGAACUUCUGAAGACCGUUCCGGUGAAAUAUUUCCCUGACAGGAAACCUUAUGGAAUCUGGAACAUUUCUGAGUUUAUUCCACCGAACGAAGCCUUUUUCCUUAAAAUAACUGGUUAUGACAAAGACGAUUACCUUUUCCAGAGAGUCUCAAGUGUUUCCUUUUCUAACAUUAUUCCUGAUGCUCCCAGAGUAAGCAUGCCCAAGAAAACCCCAGGAUAUUACCUGCAGCCAGGUCACAUUCCUUGCCAUGUAGCCAGCCUCAUACCAUUUACUGUGUAUUUUAGCAGAAAUGGGAUCAAGCUGGGAAUGGAACGGUUUUUCAAAGACUCUGCUAAUGUGAACUGGGAGAUCGCUAAGGUGUCUCUGCCGGAUGAGGGUUACUACGAAUGUAUUGCCAGCAGCAGUGCAGGAUCUGGUCGUGCACAGACAUUUCUAGACGUGUCAGAACCUCCACCUAUCGUACAGGUUCCUAAUAACGUCACCGUCACUCCUGGCAAUCGAGCCGUGUUGACAUGCCUAACCGUGAGCACAGUGCGCUACAAUCUCACUUGGCACAGAAACAACAGAGACGUCAAGCUGCUUGAGCCCUCCAGGGUCCGAAUGAUGAGCAACCUCUCAUUGGAAGUUAAGGCGGUCAAACUCUCGGAUGCUGGCGAGUACAGUUGCUUGGCUUCCAACGAAGGUGGCUCCACUGUGGCUUCUGUCUUCCUUACAGUGCAAGAACCACCCAAGGCUGUUGUCUCGCCCAAGAACCAGUCAUUUACUGAAGGAUCUGAGGUCUCCAUUGGUUGUUCUGCAACUGGCUAUCCAAAGCCAACCGUCGUGUGGACACACAACGAUAUGUUUCUCAUGGGCUCCCACAGGUAUAGGUUAAAUCCUGAAGGCACCUUAACUAUAAAAAAGGCAAUCCACAAAGACGCAGGACUGUAUGGCUGUUUGGCUAGUAAUGCUGCUGGAACGGCCAAGGAGACGUCUAUCCUCACUUACAUUGAAGUUCCUAAACUGACGGUAGUCCAAAGUGAACUGCUAAUUGCUCUUGGAGACACCACUGUAAUGGAAUGCAAAAGUACAGGAGUCCCACCUCCACAGGUUAAAUGGUUUAAAGGCGAUUUAGAGUUGAGGGCAUCCGACUUUCUUAUUAUUGACUUCCACCAGGGAGUCCUGAAGAUUCAGGAAACGCAGGACUUGGAUGCUGGUGACUAUAUGUGUGUCGCAACCAAUAUUGCAGGAAGCGCAUCUGGCAAGAUAACCCUGGAUGUUGGCUCUCCCCCAGUUUUCACACAAGAGCCCAGUGAUGAAUCUGUGGAUAUUGGCUCAAAUGUGACAUUGGCAUGCUAUGUUCAUGGUUACCCAGAACCAAAGGUGAAGUGGCAACGAAUGGACGGCGCCCCGCUAUUCUCAAGGCAUCUUGCAGUUAGUUCCAUCAGUCAACUCAGAACAGGCGGACUUUCUUUUAACAAUUUGUGGGUCAAUGACGAGGGGACCUACAUCUGUGAAGCUGAAAACCAGUUUGGGAAGAUUGUCUCACGGCCAGCUACACUUACUGUCACCGGACUUGUUGCACCUCUAAUUGGAAUGAGCCCAGCAGCAGCUAAUGUUAUCGAAGGCCAGCAGCUUACUCUGUCAUGUGUGCUGUUGGCAGGGAACCCUAUCCCAGAGCGAAAGUGGAUUAAAAAUAGUAUGGCGGUGGUCCAGAAUCCCUAUAUCAGUGUUCGUAGUGAUGGGAGUCUUCACCUUGAAAGGGUUCGGCCGCAGGAUGCUGGAGAUUACACCUGUAUGGCAAGCAACGUGGCUGGGACAAACAACAAAACGACUGCUGUCAGCGUCUUCGUUCUACCCAUAAUUCAGCAUGGACAGCAGAUAUUCAGUACCAUAGAAGGCAUCCCAGUUACAAUGCCCUGCAAAUCCAGUGGAGUACCCAAGCCAUCUAUAGUCUGGUCCAAGAAAGGAGAGGUUAUUUCUCCCAGCAAUCUGAAAUUUUCUGUGGGGUCUGAUGGGAGUCUCUACGUAGUUUCUCCAGGAGGUGAGGAGUCUGGGGAAUACAUCUGCACUGCAACCAAUGCGGCAGGCUAUGCAACGCGCAAAGUUCAACUGACUGUCUAUGUGAAACCAAGAGUGUCCAGACCUGGAGAUCUGCAAGGAUUUUCGCGGGACAAUCCAAUAGAGAUUUCAGUGACCGCAGGGGAAGAGGUCACACUUCCCUGUGAGGUGAAAAGUUUGCCGCCACCUAUAAUAACCUGGGCUAAAGAAAUGCAGCUUAUCUCUCCAUACUCUCCAAGGCACACCUUCCUCCCUUCAGGGUCAAUGAAGAUCACAGAGACACGGGUUUCAGACAGUGGCAUGUAUCUCUGUGUAGCCACAAACAUUGCUGGGAAUGCGACCCAGUCAGUGAAGCUCAAUGUACAUGUUCCUCCAAAGAUACAACGUGGACCUCGAGUGAUGAAAGCAAAAGCUGGUUCCAGAAUCGAUAUACCUUGCAACGCACAUGGGAUCCCACCUCCAACGAUCACUUGGCUUAAAGACCAAAAUCCCAUUUUGGUAGACAACAGGCAAUAUGGCGCCUCUUCAGACGGGGCUCUCAGAAUCAGUAAAGUCUUGAUAUCAGACUCGGGAAUCUACAAAUGUGUGGCAAGUAACAUUGCCGGCCGUGAUGAAGCUGAGAUAAUGGUCCACGUUCAAGAACCUCCUACUGUAGGUGCGCUUGAUCCACCGUACAACACUCCACUGCAGGAAAGGGUAGCAAAGGAACGAACUGCCUUCCCUUGUCCGGCCAAAGGUACCCCAAAGCCUGUAAUAAAAUGGUUGCAUAAUAACAAGGAGCUAACUGGAAAUGAACCUGGCAUUUCAAUCUUGGAAGAUGGCACCCUGCUGGUUAUUGCUUCAGUCACACCAUAUGACAAUGGAGAAUACGUCUGCGUUGCGGUCAAUGAAGCUGGAAGCACAGAAAAAACUUACAACCUGAAGGUUCAUGUUCCACCUGAAAUCAGAGAUCAGGACAAGGUGACAAAUGCAUCUGUGACUAUUAAUCAGCCCAUCAGUCUGUUCUGUGAGGUAUCUGGCAACCCGUUUCCCAUCAUCACUUGGUACAAAGCUGAUGUUCAGGUGGUGGAGAGCAGCACUCUGCAGAUUUUGAACAAUGGGAAGCUGUUGAAACUUCUUAAAGUUGCAACCGACGAUGCUGGACUGUAUUCAUGUAAAGCCACCAACAUAGCAGGGAGCUCAGAGAAAUUCUUCAAUGUAGAUGUGCGAGUCCCACCCAGCAUAAGAGGUGCUGACACACCUAGUGAAGUUUCCGUCGUCCUCAACCACGAUGCCACCUUGGAAUGCAGAGUCAGUGGUACUCCUCUCCCCAUUAUCCAGUGGUUCAAAGAUGGAAAGCCCCUCUUCUUAGGGGAUCCUAAUAUUGAGGUUUUGGAUGAAGGCCAGAUCCUGCACAUUAAGAGUGCUCGGAGAAUAGACAAAGGGCGCUAUCAGUGCAGUGCAGCCAAUUCUGCUGGCAAACAGUUUAAGGAACUCAAACUCACAAUCCACGUCCCACCUGCAAUCAAAGGCGGAAACAUUACCACUGAAGUGUCAACGUUGCUGAACAGUGUGCUAAAGCUGGAAUGCGAGACAAGAGGAAUCCCAGCUCCUACCAUAACGUGGUAUAAAGAUGGGCACCCUAUUGCGUCGAGCCCAGAAGCUCUGUACCUGGACAGGGGGCAAUUCCUUCAGAUUCCUCGUGCGCAAGUUUCUGACUCUGCAAAGUACAGCUGCCAGGCAACCAACGUAGCUGGGACUGCUGAAAAAAUAUUCCUAGUGGAUGUCUACGUUCCUCCAGUUAUUGAGGGCGACUCAGAAGCAAUCCAGAACAAGCAGGUGGUUUCUGGCAGUUCCCUGGUGCUGGAGUGCAAUGCUGCUGGCAACCCACCUCCCCUGUUGACUUGGCUGAAGGAUGGGGUUCCCGUGAAAGCCAGCGACAACCUGCACAUUGUGUCUGGUGGAAGGAAGCUGGAAAUCAUGAAUGCUGGAGAGGCUGAUGAUGGCCAGUAUGUCUGCGUGGCUACCAGCAUCGCAGGAGAGAAGGAAAUCAAAUAUGAUGUGGAGAUCCUAGUGCCACCAAGUAUGGAAGGGGAGAAUGAAUCUACAGAUUAUAUUGUGAUUCUCCACAGCUCCCUGGAGCUGGACUGCCCGGUAACAGGAACGCCUCCGCCGACCAUCACGUGGUUGAAAAAUGGCCAGCCUAUCGAAGGGGGAAUCGGAUAUAAGAUCUUACUAAACGGACGCAAGCUUCUCAUCUCGCGGACCGAAGUCUCGGAUACUGGCCAUUACCAGUGCGUAGCAACAAACAAGGCAGGCGAAAACAAGAAGGAAUUUGAUGUGACGGUGCAUGUUCCUCCAACAAUAAAAUCGACUGGGCUCCCUGAGAGAUCUGUAGUGAUACACAAACCAGUAACCUUGCAGUGCAUUGCCAAUGGCAUACCCAUCCCUUCAAUCACUUGGUUGAAAGACAGUCGGCCUGUAAAUACAGCGAGAGCAAAUAUCCGGCUGGAGUCCUCCGGACGCAUCCUGCAGAUCGCCAGGGCUUUGAUGGAAGAUGCUGGCAGAUACACCUGCGUGGCAACAAAUGCAGCUGGCGAAGCCCAACAACAUGUCCGACUGCAUGUGUAUGAACCACCCAGUUUGAAGGAUGCAGGAAAGAUGAUAAACGAGACUGUGGUUUUGAACAAUCCAAUACAGCUGGAGUGCAAAGCAUCUGGAAAUCCUUUGCCAGUCAUCACGUGGUACAAAGAUAACCACCCUCUCACCAACACUGCCAGCGUCAGCUUCUUGAACAGAGGGCAGGUUUUGCAGAUUGAUGGCGCCCACAUCUCCGACACUGGCGUUUAUAAAUGCGUUGUGGCGAAUGCAGCAGGAAUAGCCGAGCUGUUCUACAGCCUCCAGGUUCACGUUUCACCCUCCAUUUCUGGCAACAACGAAAUGGUAACUGUUGUGGUUAAUAAUCCGGUUCGACUGGAAUGUGAAGCUCGUGGGAUCCCUGUUCCCAUUCUGACCUGGCUGAAAGAUGGUAGCCCUGUCUCUAGUUUCUCAAAUGGACUCCAGAUUCUUUCUGGAGGUCGUAUCCUGGCACUGACAAGCGCACAGAUCAGUGACUCGGGAAGGUACACAUGUGUUGCGGUUAACGCUGCAGGGGAGAAACAGAGGGAUAUUGAUCUCAAAGUUCACGUUCCACCAAACAUUAUGGGAGAGGAACAGAAUGUCUCUGUGGUUAUGGGCGAAGAUCUGGAGCUCCACUGCCAGAGCAAUGCUAUUCCCCCACCAACCUUAGAGUGGCUGAAGGAUGGCCAGCCAUUGUUGAAGAAACUGGGUCUCAGCAUCACUGAAGGUGGAAGUGUAUUGAAGAUUAAAGAAGUGCAAACUCAGGAUACUGGACGUUACACUUGUGAAGCCACAAAUGUGGCUGGAAAAACAGAAAAGAACUACAACGUCAAUGUAUGGGUGCCAGCCAGUAUUUAUAGUUCAGACACGCUUACUCGUCUGACAGUAAUUGAAGGAAACCUCAUCAGUAUGAUAUGCGAGUCCAGUGGAAUUCCACCCCCGGCCCUCAGCUGGAGAAAGAAUGGUUCUCCACUGCUGGCUGACCCUACAGGUAGGGUCAGAGUGUUAUCUGGAGGAAGGCAGUUGCAAAUUUCCAUUGCUGAGAAAUCAGAUGCCGCUUCCUAUGCGUGUAUGGCUUCAAAUGUUGCUGGAAUAGCAAAGAAGGAGUAUAACUUGGUGGUAUAUGUUCGUCCAACUAUACUGGGCAGCGAAAGCCAGCAGUCGGAUGUAACUGUGACUCGAGGGAAUGAUAUUUCAUUAGAAUGCAAGGCAGAAGGUAUUCCAGUGCCAGCUGUCACCUGGAUGAAGGAUGGCCGUCCAUUGGUCAGUGGGAGAGGAGUGGAAAUACUGGACGAAGGACAUCGUCUGUGGCUUAAAAACUCUCAGGUGUCAGACACUGGCCGCUAUGUGUGCAUUGCUGUGAAUGUGGCAGGACUGACUGACAAGAAAUAUGACUUAAGCAUUCACGUCCCUCCAAGCAUUGCAGGUGACCUGACUGUGCCUGAAAACAUCAGCGUAGUUGAGAAAAACCCUGUCACGCUGAUUUGUGAAGCUUCGGGAAUUCCCCACCCAUCAAUAACAUGGCUGAAGUAUGGGCAGCCUGUCUCUUUGAGUAGCUCUGUAAGAAUCCUGUCAGGUGGCAGGAUGUUGCGCUUGAUGCAGGUGAAUAUGAAGGAUGCCGGUCGCUACACCUGUGUGGUGACUAACGUUGCAGGAGAGGAGAGGAAGAACUAUGAACUCUCUGUUUUAGUUCCUCCGGGCAUUGUGGGGGAAAACAACCUGGAAGAUGUGAAAGUGAAAGAGAGGCAGAGCCUCAUGCUGACCUGUGAAGUAACAGGGAACCCUAUCCCAGAGAUCACAUGGUUAAAAGACGGGCAACCUUUCCUAGAGGAUGACAGCCAUCAGUUAAUAUCCAACGGGCGCUUUCUUCAAGUUACAAAUACGCAAGUAUCUGACACGGGGAGAUACACCUGCAUUGCGUCCAAUGCAGCUGGAGACAAGAGCAAAACCUUCAGUGUUAAUGUACUUGUGUCUCCAUCUAUUGUGGGUGCAGAUAAUGACGGGGGCACCGAAGAAGUCACAGUUAUUUUGAAUAACCCCACAUCACUGGUUUGCGAGGCUUAUUCCUAUCCCCCGGCUACAAUCACCUGGCUAAAAGAUGGAGCUCCCAUAGAAUCAAAUAGGAAUAUCAGGAUUUUACCAGGUGGUCGAACUCUACAGAUUCUGAAUGCCCAGGAAGACAACACUGGCAGAUACACUUGCAUAGCUACAAAUGAAGCUGGGGAAAUGUUAAAACACUAUGAAGUCAAAGUAUACAUCCCUCCUACCAUAAACAGAGGGGACUUGUCUGGAGUGGGUUUAUCUCCUAAAGAAGUGAAGAUCAGAGUGAACAACAGCCUUACACUGGAGUGUGAAGCACAUGCAAUUCCUGCUGCGGCCAUCAGAUGGUACAAGGAUGGACAGCCUAUUGCAUCAGAUGACCACAUAACAAUCCAAGCCAGUGGGCGCGUUCUGCAAAUCAAGUCAGCUCAGAUAUCUGACACUGGCCGUUACAGUUGUAUAGCCUCAAAUAUCGCUGGAGAGGAUGAGCUGGAGUUUGAUGUCAACAUCCAAGUUCCCCCUAAUUUCCGAAAACCGUCUGGAAGCUGGGAAGAUGGUGAUGUGCUGGAUGGCCAGGGAGGAGGAGCGAAAGAUGUGAUCAUGAAUAAUCCUCUUUCUUUGUACUGUGAGACGAAUGCUGUUCCCCCUCCGGUACUCACGUGGUAUAAAGACGGUUACCCUCUGAGUUCCAGUGAUAAAGUAUUGAUCCUGCCAGGAGGCCGUGUACUGCAGAUUCCACGGGCGCAGAGUGAAGAUGCUGGACGAUACACAUGUGUGGCUGUAAAUGAAGCCGGGGAGGAUUCCAUCCAGUAUGAUGUCCGCGUGCUUCUGCCACCAUCCAUUCAUGGAGCCAAUGGAGACAUGCCUGAAGAGGUCACUGUGCUGAUAAGCAACAUGGCGGUGAUGGAAUGUGUGGCCAAUGGUAGCCCUAAUCCAAGCAUAACCUGGCAGAAAGAUGGGCGGCUCUUAGUUGAAGACUCCCAGCACAAAUUCUUAGCCAAUGGAAGAACACUUCAGAUCCUCAGUUCCCAAAUAACAGACACGGGCAGGUAUGUCUGUACUGUGGAGAACACUGCAGGAAGUGCCAAAAAAUAUUUUAAUCUUAACGUUCAUGUUCCUCCGAGUAUUGUUGGCACGAACCCUGAGAAUUUGACUGUUGUGGUGAAUAACUUCAUCUCCUUGACCUGUGAGGUCACUGGCUUCCCACCUCCUGAUCUCAGUUGGCUCAAGAAUGGAAAACCCAUCAGCUUGAACACAAACGCUCUUAUAGUGCCAGGGGGCCGCACGCUGCAGAUUCCUAGGGCACGUCUGUCCGAUGGUGGAGAAUAUGUCUGCAUAGCCAGAAACAGCGCUGGAGAAAGCAGGAGAAAGAGCUUCCUUACCAUUUAUGUCCCUCCCAGCAUAAAAGACCACAGUGGAGCAGCGCUCUCCGUCGUGAAUGUGCGAGUGGGAACUCCGGUGACAUUAGAGUGCGAAUCCAAUGCUGUUCCACCUCCUGUCAUCAGCUGGUACAAGAACGGGCGGAUGAUUGCAGCCUCAUCUAACAUGGGGAUCGUAGCUGAUGGGCAGAUGCUUCAUAUUACAGCUGCUGAGGUGUCUGAUACAGGCCAGUAUGUAUGUAAAGCCAUAAAUAUUGCGGGACGAGAUGAUAAAAAUUUCCAUCUUAACGUUCAGUGCAACCCCAGCAUUGAAGGCCCUGACCUGGAGUGGAUCAAUGAAACCAUCAGUAACCCUGUGACCUUUUCGUGUGACGCUACUGGAAUUCCUCCACCAACGAUAACGUGGCUUAAGGACGGGAAGCCCCUCGAAAACUCUGCAUCCCUCGAAAUGCACAUUUUGUCAGGAGGCAGCAAGCUGCAAAUUGCCAGGUCUCAGCAUUCGGAUAACGGGAAUUAUUCCUGCAUCGCUUCAAAUGUGGAAGGCAAAGCUCAGAAAUUUUACGUUCUUUCUGUUCAAGUUCCUCCAGAUAUUGCCGGCUCGGAAAUGCCAAGUGACGUCAGCGUCAUCCUUGGGGAAAACAUCCAGCUUUCCUGUAAGGCCCAUGGAAUUCCGGCACCUGCAAUUCAGUGGCUGAGAGAUGGAAAACCAAUUAGUGGCGGUGAAUCUCCGCGGAUAAGCUUGGCUCCAGAUGGCAGCCUGCUCAGCAUUGUUGGAGCCCUCACAAGCGAUGUAGGGAAAUAUACUUGUGUCGCUAGCAACCCUGCGGGGGAAGAAGACCGAAUUUUUAAUGUCAAUGUAUAUGUUCCACCCACUAUAACUAACAAUAAAGAUGAACCUGAGGCUCUAACUGUGCUGUUGGAGACUUCAAUAAACAUUGAAUGCCAGGCUGUGGGAACUCCACCACCGCAGAUCAAUUGGCUGAAGAAUGGGCUGCCUCUCUCUAUCUCCACACACAUCAGGUUGCUUUCAGCUGGACAGAUUCUCAGAAUUGUAAGAGCUCAGAUAGCUGAUGUUGGCAUGUACACAUGUGUCGCCUCCAACAGAGCUGGUGUGGACAACAAGCACCAUAGCCUUCAAGUUUAUGUAUCACCAAGCAUAGACAGUGGUGGAGGAACAGAAGAAGUAACGGUUGUAAAAGGGAACCCAGUCUCUUUGGUGUGUUCGGCUGAUGGAACACCAACCCCUAAUAUGUCGUGGCUUAAAGACGGCCAGCCUUUAAACUUCGGUUUCCACGUGUCUCUGGAAAACCAAGGAAUGGGUCUUCACAUAGCGAAGUCCGAGACUGAUGACACAGGCAGAUACACCUGCAUAGCAUCUAAUGAUGCUGGAGAAGCCAACAAGCAUUUCACUCUUAAAGUGCUGGAACCCCCUCAAAUUAAUGGAUCAGGUCAUCCUGAAGAAAUUUCUAUAGUAGUAAACAAACCACUGGAGCUCUUCUGUAUUUCCGAUGGCAUUCCUAUCCCCAAAAUCACAUGGAUGAAGGAUGGGCGCCCAGUGCCCCAGACUGAUGAUAUUCGUAUCCUGAGAGGGGGAGAGGUCCUUCGGAUAUCUAGUGCUCAGGUGGAAGACACUGGAAGAUACACAUGUUUGGCUUCAAGCCCCGCAGGAGACGAUGACAAAGAAUUUUUAGUAAGAGUACAUGUUCCCCCUAAUAUUGCUGGCACAAGCAAUCCUCAGAAUCUCAGUGUGCUGCAGAACAGGCAGAUUAUACUGGAGUGCAAAUCCGAUGCAGUGCCGCCUCCUACAAUCACAUGGCUCAAAAAUGGGGAAAUUAUGCAGGCAACGGCCCGGGUGCGCAUCUUGUCUAGUGGGAGAUACCUUCAGAUCAAUAACGCUGACCUAAGUGAUGCAGCAAGCUACACCUGUGUGGCAAGUAAUGUCGCAGGCCAAACUACAAGAGAAUUCGUAUUAGCUGUAAACGUUGCUCCUACAAUCAAGGGUGGCCCUCAGACCGUGACAGUGAAUAUUAAUAUGUCUGCUGUUUUGGAGUGUGCUCCGGAAGGCAUACCAGCCCCAAGGGUUUCAUGGAGAAAGGAUGGAACCCUUUUUGCAGAAAACAAUGCAAGAUAUUCCGUGUCAGACAACGGAUCUCUUCAUAUACAUUCAGCGCACGUUACCGACACGGGGCGCUAUCUUUGUAUGGCAACCAAUGUGGCUGGCACUGAGCGCAAGCGAAUUGACCUCCACGUCCAUGUUCCUCCAACUGUUGCUCCUGGGCCAGGCAACAUUACAGUAACUGUGAAUGUCCAGACUACCCUGCCAUGUGAGACCACAGGGAUCCCUAAGCCAGCAGUAAUCUGGAAGAAGAACAGACACCUCCUUAAUGUGGAUCAGAAUCGAAACACAUUCAGGCUUCUGUCUUCGGGGUCACUGGUAAUAAUUUCUCCCAUCGUAGAUGACACUGCGCUCUAUGAAUGUAUGGUAUCAAAUGAAGCAGGCGAGGAUCAAAGAGCAAUUGCUCUCAUCGUACAAGUGCCUCCAUCCUUGGCAGACGAAGCUGCGGAUCUAUUGGUAACCAAGUCAUCUCCAGUCAUGAUUCCCUGCAGUGCCUCGGGUGUUCCUUCGCCCACAAUCCACUGGACCAAGAAUGGAAUAAGGCUUCUUCCUCGAGGAGAUGGCUACAGAAUUCUGUCUUCAGGUACUAUUGAAAUUGCUGCUGCGCAACUGGACCAUGCAGGGAAGUACACUUGCACUGCGCAGAAUGCUGCUGGCUCUGCCCACAGACACGUGACUCUUCAUGUACAGGAACCACCAGCUAUAAAAGUCCAACCUGGAAUGCUUGACGUCAUUCUCAACAGCCCAAUUCUCCUACCAUGUGAAGCGGUAGGCUCACCACGUCCUAAAAUAACGUGGCAGAAGGAAGGGGUCAGUGUUAACACCACAGGGGAUAGUUAUACCAUUCUCCCCAGUGGCAGUUUGCAGAUUGCAAAAGCUGCUGCUGAAGACGCUGGAACUUACAUUUGUGUGGCUCAGAAUCCAGCCGGUACUGCCCUUGGGAAGAUCAAACUGAAGAUCCAAGUUCCUCCAGCUAUCAGAUCUCACCCGGAAGAAUACGUGGUGGUUUUGGAUAAGCCUGCCACGCUGUUGUGUGAAGCAGAUGGCUAUCCGGCUCCUGAGAUCGUGUGGCAUAAAGAUGGACAACAGGUCACAGAGUCCAUGAGGCAGAGAAUCCUCAGCAUGGGGUCUUUGCAGAUUGCCUUUGCUCAUCCGAGCGACACCGGCCGUUACACAUGCACGGCGACCAACGUGGCUGGAGCAAGCAGCUCGAGCAUGGAGCUCACUGUGCUUGUUCCACCUAAGAUACGCAGUACAGAAGCCCAUUACACAGUUGCAGAAAAUGCACAAGUGGUUCUGCCGUGUGUUGCUGAUGGAAUGCCAACGCCAUCCAUGAAUUGGAAGAAAGAGGGCCAAUUUUUAAUGAGCAUGGUGGGAAAAUACACUGCUCUGUCAUAUGGAGAUCUCAUUGUGGAUAAUGCUGUGCCUGAAGAUUCUGGCAGCUACACCUGUAUUGCCAGUAAUGUUGCUGGUGAAGAUACCCACACCGUCAACUUAACCGUCCAUGUGCUGCCAACCUUUACUGAGCUCCCUGGAGAUUUAGCUUUAAAUAAAGGAGAACGACUUCAGCUAACUUGCAAAGCAGUUGGAGUUCCUGUGCCACAAAUCUCAUGGACUUUUAACAAUAAUAUCAUCCCAGCACAAUACGAUGGUGUGAAUGGACUUAGCCAACUUGUCAUUGAAAGAGUGUCCAAAGAGGACUCUGGAACCUAUGUGUGUACGGCGGAAAAUGUAGUUGGUUCUGUCAAGGCUCUUGGAUUUGUGUACGUUAAAGAACCACCAGUCUUCAUGGGAGAUUAUCAUUCCAGUCGGAUUGAGCCCUUGGGUGGCAAUGCUAUCCUCAACUGUGAAGUCAGAGGAGAUCCACCUCCAGUGAUCCAGUGGAGCAAAAAAGGAGCUGGCAUUCAGAUCAGCAACCGGAUCAGACAACUCAGCAACGGAUCCCUUGCUAUCUAUGGCACAGUUAAUGAAGAUGCUGCGGAAUAUGCGUGUGUAGCUACAAACGAUGCUGGCGUUGUCGAACACCGCGUAACCCUGACAUUGCACAGUGCACCUGUUAUUACAAUUGAGCCAGUAGAGACGAUUGUUGAUGCUGGAACCACAGUGAUGCUGAACUGCCAAGCAGAAGGAGAACCUCCUCCGACCAUCGAAUGGUCUCGUCAAGGCCGGCCUCUCCUUAGUCAGGACCGAAUGACCGUCUUGACUAAUGGCUCCUUGCUUAUUGCGGUCGCGCACAAGAAGGAUACUUCGGAAUACGAGUGCGUAGCUAGAAACCUCAUGGGAUCUGUCCUGGUCAAAGUUCCACUCAUUGUCCAAGUGCAUGGAGGAUUUUCUGACUGGCUUGACUGGCAGCCGUGCAGUGUAACAUGUGGUCAAGGUGUUCAGAAGAGGAUCCGCCUGUGUAACAAUCCGCUCCCCGCAAAUGGCGGACGACGCUGUAUGGAGCCCGAUCAUGAAAUGCGCAGCUGUCAGAACAAACUGUGCCCAGUGGAUGGCAACUGGUCGGAAUGGGGCUCUUGGGAAGAAUGCUCUAAAACCUGUGGGCAAGGCAACAAGACCAGAACCAGAACUUGCAGCAACCCUCCUGCCCAACAUGGUGGAAGGCCUUGUGAUGGCAGCGCCGUUGAGCCAAUCAUGUGCAACAUUAGGCCGUGCCCAGUUAAUGGUGCCUGGGGUUCUUGGCUACCAUGGGGGACCUGCAGUGAGACAUGUGGCAAAGGGACCCACACCAGAUUACGACUCUGCAAUAACCCUCCUCCAUCGUUCGAUGGGACCUACUGUGAAGGACCUGAUGCGCAGAUGCAGGUCUGCAGCAAGAGAGACUGUCCAGUGAAUGGAAAGUGGGCUUCCUGGUCCAGCUGGAGUGCUUGCACCAUGUCUUGUGGAGGUGGUACCCGACAGAGAACCAGAGACUGCUCAGACCCUCCCCCACAGUACGGCGGACACAAGUGUGAAGGAAAUGACAUGCAGGUUGAUUUUUGCAAUAGUGACCCUUGUCCCAUGCAUGGUAACUGGGGCCCUUGGAGCAACUGGGGCACUUGCAGCCGAACGUGUAACAGUGGCCAGUUGAGAAGGUACCGGACUUGCGACAACCCUCGUCCGCUCAAUGGGGGAAGAGCCUGCGCCGGUGCUGAUACCCAGAUACAGAGGUGUAAUAUAGAGCUUUGUCCUGUGGAUGGAAACUGGGGCCCAUGGCAGCCUUGGAGUGUGUGUUCUGCUUCUUGUGGGGGAGGAGAGCAGACCCGAUCACGGCUGUGCAAUAAUCCAUCCCCAUCUAACAGUGGGCGACCUUGUCCCGGAGACGACUCUCAGAUUUCCAGGUGUAAUGUUCAAGUUUGUCCAGGUGGACCUCCACGGGCUAGAGGAAGUGUCAUUGGAAAUAUUAAUGAUGUUGAGUUUGGAAUCGCUUUCCUGAAUGCCACUAUAAUCGAUAGCCCAGAUCUGGACACCAGACGAAUACAAGCCAAGAUUACGAAUAUCCCACGGAGUCUCGGUCCAGCAAUGAGAGCGCUAGUUUCUAUUCUGAGUCCCAUUUAUUGGACAACAGCCAAAGAAAAUGGAGGAGCAGUGAAUGGCUUUUCACUCACCAAUGCAGUUUUCAAGAGAGAGACACAAGUGGAAUUUGCUACCGGGGAGAUCUUACGAAUGACUCACGUCGCCCGUGGCUUGGACUCAGAUGGAUCUUUACUCUUGGAUGUUGUCAUCAGUGGCCACAUGCUGCAGUUACAAUCAUCACCUGAUGUUAAUGUAAAGGAUUAUACAGAAGAUUAUAUUCAGACAGGCCCUGGUCAGCUCUAUGCUUACUCUACACGACUCUUCACCAUAGAUGGAGUUAGUGUACCAUACACUUGGAACCAUACCAUUACCUACGACCCGAAUCGCGGAAGAAUGCCCUUCCUGGUGGAAACCCUCCAGGCCGCCUCUGUUGAAACAGAAUACAAUGCACUCGAAGAAGCUCUAACUUUUAAAAUCCGUGCUUCCAUCACAAAAGGAGACCAAAGCAACCAAUGUCCUAAUGGGUUUGGCUUAGACUCUGCUGGGCCAUAUUGUACAGAUGAAGAUGAGUGUACAGUUCGAAAUCCAUGUUCCCACACUUGCCACAACGCUAUAGGAACCUAUUAUUGCUCGUGUCCCAAAGGCCUUACCAUAUCAGCAGAUGGAAGAGCAUGCCAAGAUAUUGAUGAGUGUGCCUUAGGGAGGCAUUCUUGCCAUGCUGGCCAGGACUGUGAAAACAUUAUUGGCUCUUACCACUGUGUGGUUCGGUGUGGGACUGGCUUCAGAAGAACAUCAGAUGGACUAAAUUGCCAAGAUGUUAAUGAGUGCCAGGAGUCGAACCCUUGUAAUCAACGCUGCUUCAACACCAUUGGAAGCUUCCACUGUGGAUGUGAACCAGGAUAUCAGCUAAAAGGCAGAAAAUGCAUAGAUGUGAAUGAAUGCAGACAAAAUGUAUGCAGACUUGAUCAGCAUUGCAAGAAUACACGAGGUGGCUAUAAAUGCAUUGAUCUGUGUCCAAAUGGAAUGACCAAAGCAGAAAAUGGAAGUUGUAUAGAUAUCGAUGAAUGCAGAGAUGGUACACAUCAGUGCCGCUACAACCAGAUAUGUGAAAACUCGCGAGGAAGCUACCGGUGUGUGUGCCCAAGAGGGUACCGAUCCCAUGGCAUUGGAAGACCUUGUAUGGACAUAAAUGAAUGCGAACAAGUGCCUAGACCUUGUGCGUAUCAAUGUGCCAACAGCCCCGGCAGCUUCAAGUGUAUCUGUCCCCCCGGACAACAUUUAUUAGGCGAUGGCAAAUCUUGCGCUGGAUUGGAGAGGUUGCCAGAUUAUGGCAGCUAUUACAAUAGCCAUAACUAUGCACAGUUCUCCCUCGAGAGAGACAACUACCGACCUCAGCAAUAUGUCAGGCACUCAUCCAAUCUCUACAGCUCCUACUCAGAGUAUAGGAACAGCAGAGGUCCCAUCUCCAGGACUAAAAGGAAUUUUAGAGAGACUUGCCCUGAAGGCUAUGAGGCAAGAAGUAACAAAUGUAUAGAUAUUAAUGAAUGUGAGAACAGGGAUGCUUGUCAGCAUGAUUGCAGGAAUACCUUAGGGAGUUACCAGUGUUUCUGCCCAGCUGGCUAUCAGGUUAUGCCCAAUGGCAAAACGUGCCAAGAUAUAGAUGAGUGCCUUGAACAGAACAUCCACUGUGGACCAAAUCGUAUGUGCUUUAACACGAGAGGAAGCUAUCAGUGUAUAGAUACGCCUUGCCCGCCAAAUUAUCAACGAGAUCCUCUUUCCGGGUUCUGCCUCAAGAACUGCCCACCCAACGAUCUGGAGUGUGCCUUGAGUCCUUACGCCUUGGAAUACAAAUUUAUGUCCCUCCCGUUUGGCAUCGCUGCCAAUCAGGAUUUAAUCCGACUAGUUGCUUACACUGAAGACGGAGUGAUGCACCCGAGGACAACAUUCCUCAUGGUGAACGAGGAUUUGACAAUUCCUUUUGCACUCAGAGAUGAGAACUUGAAAGGAGUGGUUUACACAACCAGGCCUCUGCGGGAACCAGAGACGUACAGGAUGAGAGUCAGAGCUCUGUCUUACAGUGUGGACGGAGCCAUUGAAUAUCAAACAACCUUCAUCGUUUAUAUAGCCGUGUCUGCCUAUCCAUACUAGGAAAAGCACUGCCGACAGUAAUCAAAGUAUGUUAAUCACAUGCCUA
Messenger RNA from Podarcis muralis (Common wall lizard), 17503 nucleotides. The record is from RefSeq and is a predicted model, not a curated record. Lineage: Eukaryota; Metazoa; Chordata; Lepidosauria; Squamata; Lacertidae.